UCAGUCCGUGAUUUUGGCCUCGUCGUCUCGACCGCAUUACGCAGCCGUCAAUUCCGUCUCCGGAACACCGCCCACGUCCACCGUCUCCCGCGACUCCGAAAGAGCAGAACCUCGCUCGUUCUCCCCGCUCUCGCAACCCCCUCUCUCCGCUCCGACCUCUAUCCACGCGAGUAAUCCUACCGACACAAUGGCGCCCGUCUCGAUCGUUUCCCGCGCCGCCAUGCGCGCCGCUGCCGCCCCCGCCCGGGCCGUUCGCGCUCUCACCACCUCGACUGCCCUCCAGGGUUCCUCGUCCUCCACCUUCGAGAGCCCCUUCAAGGGCGAGAGCAAGGCCGCCAAGGUCCCCGAUUUCGGCAAAUACAUGAGCAAGGCGCCCCCCAGCACCAACAUGCUCUUCUCCUACUUCAUGGUCGGCACCAUGGGCGCCAUCACCGCCGCCGGCGCCAAGUCCACCAUCCAGGAGUUCCUCAAGAACAUGUCGGCUUCCGCUGAUGUCUUGGCCAUGGCCAAGGUUGAGGUUGACCUCAACGCCAUCCCCGAGGGCAAGAACGUCAUCAUCAAGUGGCGUGGCAAGCCCGUCUUCAUCCGUCACCGUACCCCUGCGGAGAUCGAAGAGGCCAACAAGGUCAACGUUGCCAACCUCCGUGACCCCGAGACCGACGCCGACCGUGUCAAGAAGCCCGAGUGGCUCGUCAUGCUUGGCGUCUGCACCCAUUUGGGUUGCGUUCCCAUCGGCGAGGCCGGUGACUACGGUGGCUGGUUCUGCCCCUGCCACGGUUCUCACUACGACAUCUCUGGCCGUAUCAGGAAAGGACCUGCCCCUCUGAACCUCGAGAUCCCUCUCUACGAGUUCCCUGAGGAGGGCAAGCUUGUCAUUGGUUAAGCGAGCAAAAAGACAAAACUUUCCGAUCGAACAAACAAGACAAAAUUUUUAACCAAACCUACUAGGGAAUCCUCUCGAUAUUCCCUUGUCCGCUUUUUUUUUCCUUGCUGCCCGAGAGACGAUGACAAGGAGAAUUGUAUUAGUACGGGGGUAAUGCGACAAAGGGCUUGAGUGGAAGCAUGUCAUAGACCAUAAAACGGGAUUUUUGUUUUCCGUGGUUCUUGACGCGGUUUCGUACGACUAUCCUAUAGACAGAAGACACAUACGCAUACACAACAGCAAAUCAGGUGUCACGGUCGAUCAUAUGCGCUCGAGAGGCGGAAACUCCUAUAUACUCAGAACUGCGUUCUUCACCUACGCAACCCUACAUACCUGAUAUUGGUGCUGAGCUUGGAGCUAGGUUGCUGCUGAGUGUUGUGCCCUUGCGUUUUCCUAUAGACUGGCUUUGUAGAAAAUUUUAUUGUAUGAGAGGCUC
Molecule: messenger RNA, 1358 nt
Organism: Neurospora tetrasperma FGSC 2508
Lineage: Eukaryota; Fungi; Ascomycota; Sordariomycetes; Sordariales; Sordariaceae
Product: cytochrome b-c1 complex subunit Rieske, mitochondrial
Exons: 4
Coding region: 188-883 (231 amino acids)
Biological process (GO): mitochondrial electron transport, ubiquinol to cytochrome c
Cellular component (GO): membrane
Molecular function (GO): quinol-cytochrome-c reductase activity; 2 iron, 2 sulfur cluster binding
Source: RefSeq, a predicted model, not a curated record